Molecule: messenger RNA, 6125 nt
Organism: Astyanax mexicanus (Mexican tetra)
Lineage: Eukaryota; Metazoa; Chordata; Actinopteri; Characiformes; Acestrorhamphidae
Gene: grid2ipa
Product: glutamate receptor, ionotropic, delta 2 (Grid2) interacting protein, a
Exons: 24
Coding region: 701-6070 (1789 amino acids)
Biological process (GO): regulation of DNA-templated transcription
Molecular function (GO): protein binding
Source: RefSeq, a predicted model, not a curated record
GUAAAGCCAAAUAAAUGUGUUUAAAUUGUAAGCUGUACUUGACCUUGGCCUAAGGACGGGCCUGCUUCCCUUCUCUCAUCUCUUUUUUUCUAUUUCUCUUUCUCUCUCUGUAUCUAUAUCUCUCGUUCUCUCUCUCUCUCCCCCAGUGCGAAUCAGUGGAGUGCUGUCCUUCACCAGAGUGCAAGUGCUUGUUUCUGGGUCAGCACUGAGCCCUCAGAGAGAGCCCGAGCCACCAGAACGAGAAGAAGUGAGGGAGUGAGCAAGAGAGAGAGAGGGGGAGGUAUUUAUAGAAAAAUAGGGCUCCACAGUACCUUUUCCUCGCGAAAAAGAACCAUUAAAGGGACCCAGCUAGCGUGUCCCAGAUUUUUGAUCAGUGCUCUGCGUGAGGGCCAGGGCUGGACAAACUUAGCAGAGAUGCAGAACCCGGCUUGGAAAGAGCUCCGUGUUCUCCUGCACACUUUCCCUCCUCUCUGCCACUCUUUUCGGGCUGGACCUGCGGGUCUGAUGGAGCUUUGAGAGCUUUGGAGAGCCGUUGAGGGCCCCUGCUACUUUGCACCUGGGCUGAAAUGACCUGUUGAAGUGGAGUUGGAGGAAGUGGUGGAGGUGAAGGUGCAUCUUCUCAAGGCCCUGGGCUCUCAGCAUACUCCCAUACACCUUCACACAAAGCCACUUAAAGCCACGAACACACCUGCCUGCAACCAUGAUGCGAAGAUUCCUGAAGAGCCAGAAGGGCCGAUUCUCUCUCCGCCAGAGCCGCUCGGGCUCGCGCAGCGCCUCCAAGGACUUCUACCCAAAUCCUCAAGUGCUCAGGGACUUUCCCUUAAACAUUGAGCUGGCCCUGCCAGCCAGUAACCAGGGCUGGCCUGAGGAGUUUGGCUUCAAGCUGGGAGGAGAUGGACCCAGCUACAUCCUCUCUGUGGUGGAGGGAAGCAGUGCAUACAUGGCAGGACUCCAACCUGGUGACCAAGUGCUGGAGAUCGACGGGCAGAACGUUUCUUCUCUCAGCACCAAAGCUCUUAUUGCCCUGGCCCAAACCCUGAAAACUGUGCCGCCUAGCAUCGGAGUGGUGUCCCGCAUUGAACAGAUGGACAUUUCUCCAGGGCCCGAUGGGCGGUUUGGCUUCACCAUUGUUGGAGACUCUCCCCUGCUGGUGGAGGACUGUAUGGUGAACUCUCCAGCGGGCCGCAGUGGUCUGCGGGCGGGGGACUACGUGAUGGAGGUGAAUGGAAUCCCGGUGAAGCAGCACGAGACGGCGGCGGCCAUGAUCAAAGCGUCUCAGGGGCGAACGCUGCGGCUGGGCGUGCUGAGAAUGAACCGCUUCCAGAAGCGUAUCAGCAGCAGCAUGAAGGAGACCUACCACAGUGGAGACAUGGUCCGGCAGGACCGCAAACACAAGGCCCUGGAGUUCAACAAAAAGGUGGAGGAGAUUUUGGGGGAGGAGCCUGUAGUGAAGGAGAGGCUGUUUGACCUGCUGAAGCAGUAUGCUUCAGAGAGGGAUGUGGAGGGGCUGGCCUCCACCCUGCCUGAGAUACUUCUCACUGAGGAGCAUCAGCAGCUGAUUGACAGCAUCAGGAUCUUUAUCCCCAAGAAGCACCGGCAGCGCUUCGACGAGGUGGUCUCCCAGAGCCUGAUCAGCCGCCUGAGGGGCCGCAGCUUCAGCGAGCACCGCCACAACCGCCUGCGCCGCAGCCGGAGCGAGGACCACCCCGAGCGCCUGCUGGUGUCCACCCGGGCCAGCUCUGUGCCACGGGCAGCCAACGAGGACAAUGUCCUCCACCCGUCCCGCGGCCUCCGCAAGACCACCUCGCUCAUCACCGGCCACUCCAACGCCAUCGGCAACCGCAGGACAGUGCGAGUCUACAAGGGGAACCAGAGCUUUGGGUUCACUCUGCGUGGUCAUGCUCCAGUUUGGAUCGACUCAGUUAUACCAGGUAGCCCAGCAGAGGAAGCAGGUCUCAAACCUGGAGAUCGCAUCCUGUUCCUCAAUGGACUGGACAUGAGGAGCUGCUCCCAUGAGAAGGUGGUGUCUAUGCUGCAGGGCAGCGGGGCCAUGCCUUCGCUGGUGGUGGAGGACGGGCCGCCGGUCUUCACGCUGGCUGAGCCGGAGCCUCUGGAGUCGUCUCCUCGCUCCCGCUCCCCCGUGCUCAGCUCCCUGCAGUGGGUGGCUGAAAUCCUUCCACCCAGCAUCCGAGUGCAGGGCCGCACCUUCAGCCAGCAGCUGGAACACCUGCUCACCCUGCAGGAGAGAUACACCAUCUGCAAAGCUCUGGAGGCCUUCUUUCAGCACAGGAAUGUGGACACUCUGAUCGUGGACGUGUUCCCAGUGCUGGAUACUCCAGCUAAGCAGGUGAUCUGGCAGUUUAUUUACCAGCUGUUGACCUAUGAGGAGCAGGAGCACUGCCAGAGCAAGAUCUCACGCUUCCUUGGCUAUAAAGUCACACUACCAGUGGCAGAACCAGAGCAGCAAGCUCCAGAGCCCCACCGGCGCAGUAGCUCUAUGAAGGUGACUGGCACUACCUAUCGGAGCAGUGUGAGAGGACGCAGCUCUGAUGACCUGGUUAUUGGCACUCACCUAGGAAUGGGGAUCCGGACUGAACCUGUUGAGGUAGCCCCUAUGAGACUUGCCCCUGGAGAAAGACAGUCUGGAGAUGGGACCUCUCUCCCAGAGACACCAAACAACCUCACUAAUCUCUCCGCUGUGUAUGCUGAGCUGGAGAAUGUGUACGCAGGAAAGAGAUCCAAAUCCUUAAAGAGCCGCCCUCCUCCUGCCCCCGAAACGCUGUUGGACGCCUACCCCCACUCGUCCAGUCAGUCCGUCAGAGCUCACUCCUCCUCUCCGUCUGUGCGGGCCACUUCAGGCAGUCGUAAGAUUACUACGUCAGUCCAGCCUCCACCUCCUCCGCCUCCCCCUCCACCACCUCCACAGCCUGUAGCCUGGGCCGAGCCUUUGCCCAGUCCACAGUGUCCCUGCUAUCCUCCAGAGCUUCCAUCUCAGGGGAGUGCAGAGUCCAACCCUUACAUGAGCUUGGACAGCCCUCCAUUGUCCCCUCCAUCUCCUCCAGACUACCCACCAAGCCCUCCAGACUUCCCACCAAGCCCACCGAUACGCAAGAAGCGCUAUACCUUCUCCCGUCCCCCCCGCAGUGCCGACACAGAUCUUUUCAUGGAGGCUCUCACCGAGCAACUGGGCCAGCAGCUGUCUGUGGAUGACUUUCUGUCUCCAGAGAAUGACUACGAGGAGGAUGUGGUCCAGAUGACCUUCCAGGAUGACGAAGAAGAGGAAGUGGAGGAAGAGGAGGAGGAGGAAGAUGAAGGCCCGUAUAUCCCUCCAGAUUUGAGCAGUCCCAGUGAGUUGCACAGCAGCAGUGAGGAUGCUAGCUCUCUUACCUAUUCGUCCAGCUCUGAGCACAUCCCUCCACCUCCUCUUACACCUCCGCCCCCACCCCCGGUCCAGUUCAACGAUCCCCCACCUCCUGUUGCCUACACCCCCGAUCACGCUCCCCGGCAGCUCACGUUUCGCCGUCACCCUGGACCUCCACCUCCACCUCCUCCCAGGGCUAAUCCUCCAACUAAGCGACAGUCCCUUCACAAGGUAUUGCCUACACGGGAAGAAGUCAUGGCCCACCAGGUUCUCCAGGAGCACCAGUCUCUACCAGCUCAACCUACAGCCCCAAGCAGCCACAUGCAGCACCCUCCGCAGCAGAUGCACCAGUCCCUGCCUCCACUUCCAUCUCCAGACCUUUCUCCAUCGUCAUGCCAUGGCCAUUCCAUUUACCAAAUGCAUCAGCAGGCUCAUCAGAUGCACCAGGUUCAUCAAAAUCAGCAAGCUCAGCAGGCUUACCAGAUUCAUCCAAGCCAUCAGAGCCAUCAGGCUCAACAGGGUCACCAAGCACAGCACAGCCAUCACAUUCAUCAGGCACAUCAAGCUCAGCAGAGCCAUCAAAUGCAUCAAAGCCAUCAGACUCAGCAUCCUCAUCAAACCCAACUCUCCAGUUCCAUGGACAGACUUGACCGGAUUGAGAGAAUGGAACGAGAGCGGUCCGAAAGGCAAAUCUAUGAAAUGCACCAACAACAACCCAUGCAUCCAGGUCAUCAGGGUCACCAUGCCCAUCACCAAGGCCACCAAGCCCACCUCUCCAGCUCCAUGGACAGGCUGGACAGACUGGAUAGGAUGGAACGCUUGGAACAUAUGGAACGGAUAGAAAUGCUGGAGAGAGCAGACAGACAAAUGCAUCAGAUUGACCUGUCUCAGCCCGCCUCUCUAACUGGUCACCAAGCCCAACAGCUCCACCAGAUGCAUCAGUCUGCCCACCAAAGUCAAAAAAGUCACCAGAGCCACCACAUCCACCAGAGCCACCAAGUCUACCCACCCACCCAACCUCCUCCUCCACCUGCUCACCAGCAGCAGCAUCACAUUCACCAGAUCCACCACAUCCAUCAGACCCAACCUGUGCAGUCCGCCCCCCAGUACCACAUCAUCCACCAACAACCGGCCCAACCUCACCAACCCCACCAGAUCCUCUCCACCUUCCAGCCUCAACCUCCACCCCAACCUCCACCCCAGCAACACGCACAGCAACAGCACAAACAGCAGCAACAACAGCAACUGCAUCAGCAGCAACAGCAACUCCAGUCUCACCAGGUCCAUCCUUCCAGCCAAGCCAGACAGAGCCCCCAACCCAUGCACCACCAACACCACCAGCAUCACCACCACGAUGCUCAACACUCUCAUCAACCACAGCUGCAACCUCCACCCCACCCCCAGACCCAGCCUCCUUCCCACCACAUUGAUGAAUCUCCAGUGGAUCCUCCUCCACCUCCACCUUUACCUCCUCCCUGCAUGCCUCCUCCCUUGCCCAGGGCUUCACCACAGAAGUCAGACUCCAGUCACAUGAGUGUGAAGAGACUGCGGUGGGAGCAGGUGGAGAACUCUGAAGGAACCAUCUGGGGGCAGCUCGGAGAGGAUUCAGAUUACGACAAGCUGAGUGACAUGGUGAAGUACCUGGACUUGGAGUUGCAUUUCGGUACACAAAAGAGUCCCAUCUCUGUUCCAGAGCCCACACCUCAGCCUGAGACAUUCAAAAAGAAAGAUGUGGUUGAGAUUCUUUCCCAUAAGAAAGCCUACAAUGCCUCCAUCCUAAUCGCCCACCUGAAGCUGUCUCCAGGUGAGCUGCGUCAGGUGCUGAUGAACAUGUCCACCGAUCGGCUGGAGCCGGCACACAUCAAACAGCUGCUUCUGUACGCGCCGGAUGAGGAGGAGGUCAAGCAGUAUGAGCGGUACAGUGACGACCCCUGCAAGCUCAGCGAGCCGGAUCAAUUCGUUCUACAGAUGCUGUCAGUGCCUGAGUAUAAGACCCGAUUGAAGAGCUUGCAUUUUAAGAGCACACUGCAGGAGAAAACAGAGGAGAUGAGAGGAGGCUACGACUGUGUGUACAAGGCGUCCCUAGAGCUCAAGAACAGCAAAAAACUGGCAAAGAUCCUGGAGUUUGUGCUCGCUAUGGGAAAUUAUUUGAACAACGGACAGCCCAAGGGUAGUAAGACCACUGGCUUCAAGAUCAAUUUCCUCACUGAACUCGCCACCACCAAAACAGUGGAUGGAAAAUCGACGUUCCUCCAUAUCCUGGUCAAAUCGUUGUGCCAACACUUUCCUGAGGUCCUGGACUUCUCCAAAGAGCUCACUACUGUCCAUCUUGCAGCCAAAGUGAAUCAGAGGAACAUCACCUUAGAUCUGAACGACCUGCACAACACCAUUCAGGACAUCCGCUCAGCCUGUCAGCAGAUGCCGGCCACCGCUGAGGACCGAUUUGCUGUCGUCAUGAGCGGUUUCUUGGAGAACAGCCACCCUGCAGUGCAGUCUCUGGAGUCGCUACAGCAGAGGGCUAUGGAGGAGUUCUGUAAAGUGGCCUCCUUCUUUGGGGAGGACGGGAAGACCACCACCACCGAGGCGUUCUUUGGCAUCUUUUCUGAGUUUAUCUCCAAGUUUGAAAGAGCCCUAAUGGAUAACCAGGUUUCAGAAAAUCCUCCACGCAGCCCACGUACCCCCCGCAUGGCCUCUCCUCUGGCGUGGUGAGGGGAUACACACUCUACAUAUAUAUAUAUAUACACUGACAUCAUCUAAUACACAC